AUGGCUCCUGAAUUUCCUACCAAGAAGUGUGGUGUCUUGGGCUGCACUGGUUCAGUCGGCCAACGAUUCAUUCUUCUACUUGCGCAACAUCCGCAUUUCACACUCCAUGCUGUUGGCGCAUCGUCGCGGUCUGCUGGGAAAAAGUAUAAGGAUGCGGUGAAAUGGAAGCAGGCGUCUCCUAUGGGGAAGCAAGUGGAGAAUUUGGUCGUCAAGGAGUGUAAGGCUAGCGAAUUUGCGGAUUGUGAUAUUGUCUUCAGUGGCUUAGACGCUGAUGUUGCUGGUGACAUAGAGAUGGAAUUCCUAAAAGCUGAAUUGGCAGUUUUCUCGAAUGCCAAAAAUUACCGCAGAGAUCCUCUGGUUCCGCUCGUCGUACCGACAGUCAACCUUCCGCAUUUUGACGUUAUACCACACCAGCGGAAACAUUACGGGCUCAAGAAAGGAUUCCUCGUCUGCAAUUCCAACUGUGCGGUCAUUGGCAUCGUUAUUCCUUUCGCAGCCAUACAGAAGGAGUUUGGGGAAGUCGAUCAAGUCAGUGUCGUCACUAUGCAGGCCGUUUCGGGUGCAGGAUACCCAGGUGUAAGCAGUAUGGAUAUUCUAGACAACGUCGUGCCGUUUAUAUCUGGAGAGGAAGAUAAAUUAGAGACCGAAGCCCAAAAAAUCCUAGGGAGAGUCAAUGGAGAGGUAACUGGAUUCCACGAACAAUCAGAUCUGAAGAUUUCGGCAGCCUGUAACAGAGUUGCUGUAUUAGAUGGCCACAUGGCCUGCGUAUCCUUAAGGUUCAAGGACAGGAACAGUCCAAAACCAUCCGCGGAGGCAGUCAAGAAGGCUCUCAGCUCGUACGUAAGCGAGGCACAAACCUUAGGAUGUCCAUCUGCUCCACAACCCUCAAUAUUAGUUAUGGAGGAGGCGGAUAGGCCGCAACCUAGGCUAGAUCGAAACACCCAAAAUGGAUACACUGUUAGUGUUGGCCGGGUCCGAGAAGAUGAGAGCAGGAUAUUUGAUUUAAAGUUUGUGGCUCUAAGUCACAAUACUGUCAUCGGAGCAGCCGGAUCGUCUAUACUCAACGCCGAAGCUGCAGUCUUGAAGGGUUAUAUUUAA
Molecule: messenger RNA, 1098 nt
Organism: Glarea lozoyensis ATCC 20868
Lineage: Eukaryota; Fungi; Ascomycota; Leotiomycetes; Helotiales; Helotiaceae
Product: NAD(P)-binding Rossmann-fold containing protein
Exons: 3
Coding region: 1-1098 (365 amino acids)
Biological process (GO): L-threonine biosynthetic process
Molecular function (GO): NAD binding; NADP binding; protein dimerization activity
Source: RefSeq, a predicted model, not a curated record